This is a messenger RNA of Eurytemora carolleeae, 2690 nucleotides long. Its product is annotated as dual specificity protein kinase Ttk. Lineage: Eukaryota; Metazoa; Arthropoda; Copepoda; Calanoida; Temoridae. The record is from RefSeq and is a predicted model, not a curated record. Gene Ontology annotation, molecular function: protein serine/threonine/tyrosine kinase activity; protein serine/threonine kinase activity; ATP binding. Gene Ontology annotation, cellular component: kinetochore; spindle; nucleus. The coding region runs from base 1392 to 2549 and encodes 385 amino acids. Gene Ontology annotation, biological process: protein localization to kinetochore; mitotic spindle assembly checkpoint signaling; meiotic spindle assembly checkpoint signaling. The transcript has a single exon.
UCAGCAAAUUGAACUCUCCUUAUUUCAUUUCUAUCAAUUUGUACAAUGCAAAAUUUUGACGAGAUAAGAGUUGAAUUUUGAUGUUUAUCUUUCAAAGCUGCAGGAUUUUCUUUUGUUUGUUUAAUAUCGAUUUGACUAAACUUACGUAUUAUCAUUUCAUUUGAAAGAGACGAAUACGUCUUUAAAGGUUUCUUAGCGCAAAUUACAUAAUUUUAAUAUUUAUGAACUUAACUAGCUACAAUCAACAUAAUUAUAAUAUUUAUGAACUUUACUAGCUACAAUCAACAUAAUUAUAAUAGUUAUGAACUUUACUAGCUACAAUCAAGAGCUUUGUCAGCUAAAAAGUAAUUCUUAUUUGUCCGCAGUUGAAAUCAGGGUAAUUUAAAAAGUAGAUCAUAUUGUAGUUAUUACAAGUAAGGGCUUUGACAGCAAUGAUUAUCAUUUGGGACAUGCCUUGUAUUUAUAAAAAGUAAUAGUGUAAUAUUUAAAUCAAAUCAAAUAAUAAUUACGGAAAUCACUUUUCAGCAAAUUGUACUUCUAAAAGUAAGGGCAUAUCUAGUCAUUUUAAGGAAGAAUUUUCUAAGAUAAAAUGUAACACCAAAAGUACCGUGUAAGUCAUAACUACAUAGAACAAAGAAAAAUAUUUUAAAAGAAAAAGAAAGGAUUGUAGUCCAAAUUCUAGUUAAUGAAUCAUUAUCUGUGGACUUUGAUCAAAACAAGAACCUGUUAAAAUUUUAAGAUACAAGUCUGAACAAUUCUUCAAAAGAAUUCUUCUAAGAAUAAAGUUUACUGCAGGUUCUGGGAAGAAUGUAAACACACUCAUCCUUCCUAGAACCUGUAGUACACAACGCGCAUACACUAAAGUCCCAUAGAUUUUUUAUAUCCCCUUGCUUCUUCAUAUUAAAUCAAAUUCUAUGCAGUAUAUAUAUUCUGUUCUGUUAAAUAUUGUAAAAUACUUGAAUUUGCAAAUCAUGCAAUGCAUGAAUUAUCACAUUUUCAAUAAAUUUGUGCUCAGAAUUUUUUCACUCGAAUCCAUAUUUUACAGAUUAUUCUCAUAUAAAUUUAGUUUCUGCUGAAACAAAAAUAACCACUGAAAAAUAAAGAUAAAUAUUAUGCUUUAGGUUCUUUUUUAUCCAAAAUGAAUAAAGAAGAAUUUGAAAACCAAAGUCCAAAAUUCUAUUAGUUAAACAAGAAGUUUAAUUUUUUGAAGAGCCUGGGAAAAUGAAUGAGGUUUCCUGGUAUUUAACUUUCAUGAUUUCACCUGAAUCCAAUAGAAUUAGUUAUUGGAAAACUAAUCUAAACCUGAAAGAAUUAUUGAGCUCGUACUUUUGCUUCAGUCAAUCAUUGGACUCAGUUCUAUUAACAUUAUCCUGUUCAUUGACUGGUAUAAGAUGGAGGCUCAGAUUUUACCCCAACCUAAAUUCAAUGAAAAUUUGGGUGCUUUAACGGCUAGAGAGUUGGUUUUAGACAUGAAAGCCAAGAUUAAAUGCCAACAGUUAGCUGUAACUGGUCAGAAGUCCAAAGCCUGGGAUUUAUUGAAGAAAAAGAUAACCUCAGCUAAAAUUGAGGAUGCUCUAACAUCUGCUAAGAUUUAUGUGAAUGGUCAUAAGUUUACAAUCCUGCGACCACUAGGGGAGGGAGGAUACUCAACUGUGUAUGAAGUCUAUUCUAGAGAUAAGAAACUGUAUGCUCUUAAAAUUGUCAACCUAGCAAUUCAUGCUGAUUGUGUGAAGCAAGAUUUGAUCAGGGAAAUUGUUUUUCUUGAAAAACUGAAAAAGUGUGAUUUGGUGGUCAAAGCUUUUGAUUAUGAACUGAGAAAAACUGAAGAUGAGCAUAAAAUGUUUGUGCUUAUGGAAAAAGGUGAUAAAGAUUUUCAUCAAAUUCUAGAAGAGCAUAGAAAUAGAAAAUCUUUGAGCCCUGCAAAACUGCGAUACUUCUGGGAAGAGAUGUUGGAAGCUGUUCUGGAACUUCAUGAAAACAACAUAAUUCAUACAGAUCUUAAGCCUGGAAAUUUCUUGCUUGUUGGAGGACAGUUGAAAAUCAUAGAUUUUGGUCUUGCAAUGGAGUUAAGGGCUGGACAGGAUUAUGCUUACCGAAAAUUUGUUGGCGGAACAAACAAAUACCUAUCCCCAGAAAGCUUGAGUGGAGGCAGCAGUUUUGAUCCAUCAGGUAGCAAGCUCUGCACUAAAUCAGAUGUUUGGGCACUUGGUAUUGUUCUUUAUCAAGCAGUUUAUGGUGUCCUUCCAUUUUCUUCGGUACCUGGAGGAAGAGCUGCUAAGCUUAAUGCAACUAAUGACCCAAAUAUUCCAGUUGAUUUUGAAGUAUCAAGUUCCAUAGAUCCUCAUCUGCUUGACACAAUGAAGAGAUGUUUGGAAAAAAAUCCCGAGAAGAGAGCUUCAAUUAAAGAACUACUAGUUCAUCCCUACCUAAGACCUGAACUGGGUUCAAAAAUUGAACAAGUUUCUAGUACUUGCAACGUUUGUAAGAAGAAAGGAAGAAAAUUGGCUAAAAUAUCAAGUCAAAGAAAUCAACAGACAUUAUCCCAAUAGAUUAAAUAUACAAUUUUUUAAGGUAACCCUUGGGCAUGUAAUGUGAUGAAAAUCUGUGUAGUCAGACUAAUUGUACUAAUUUUCAUAAUCAAAAAUAAAAUUUUAUUUAGUUUGUUGAUCUAAAAAAAAUAUUUACAAUAC